Messenger RNA from Fonsecaea multimorphosa CBS 102226, 729 nucleotides. RefSeq lists its product as uncharacterized. Gene Ontology annotation, molecular function: peroxidase activity. The coding region runs from base 1 to 729 and encodes 242 amino acids. The record is from RefSeq and is a predicted model, not a curated record. NCBI's taxonomy places the organism in Eukaryota, Fungi, Ascomycota, Eurotiomycetes, Chaetothyriales, Herpotrichiellaceae. The transcript has 2 exons.
AUGCACUUGACCCUUACCAACAUUGCGAAGACCGCCUUCACCGGAGGGUACCGCGACAAGUCUGCAGCGACCGCUCGCCAUGACGAGGAAGAUCACAGAUACAUUCGCGGCGACAUCGAAACUCGCGGCCCAUGUCCCGGGUUGAAUGCGUUGGCGAACCAGGGCUACCUACCACGAGAUGGGAAGAACCUCACUAUUCCUCAAGUCCAACACGCUCUCGAGACCGCCUUGCACAUGUCUCCGCUGGCCGCCGCCUCGCUGUGCAGCUCUCUCCCCCCUCUGCUGCGCAAGGACGGCACAUUCGACCUUGUAGACACACGGCGCCACAAUGUGAUCGAGCACGACUCCUCCUUCACCCGACUUGACUUCCACCAGGGCGACAACUACACCUUCCAGCCGGACAUGCUGCAGGCCAUGAUCGAUGACGCGGACGGCGGACCGGUGACCCUGCGGUCGUUGGCCAAGACAUUCAUCCGUCGUGACAAGGAGAGCCGGGCUGCGGGAGCUCCAAAAUUGCCGUUGAAUCUGUGGUUUGUGCGAGUCUUGCAGUCAGUUGGGGUGAUGAACACGGCUCAAACUGGUGGCAUCUUGACCAAAGAAGUGUUGCAUGCUGUUUUCGCCGAGGAGAGAUUUCCGGAGAUUAUCCUCGAGAAUCCAACACCGAGGACCGUCUUGACAUUGCUUGGGAAUGCGUUUGGGAUGAUGCGAUAUGUCAUUUUCGGGCCUUAG